Messenger RNA from Cicer arietinum (chickpea), 835 nucleotides. Its product is annotated as kiwellin-1-like. The record is from RefSeq and is a predicted model, not a curated record. NCBI's taxonomy places the organism in Eukaryota, Viridiplantae, Streptophyta, Magnoliopsida, Fabales, Fabaceae.
GUUUUCUUCUCUAUAUAUAUCCACUUCAAUGGCCUGUCAAAACAUCAAACACUAAAAAGAACAACUAAGAGGAGAAACAUAUAUAGAGUUCCAUAAACAGAAUGAAAAUGUUUUCCUACAAAGCUUCUUUUCUUUUGUUGGUUAUUCUUGUUUUAACAAGUUUUGUGUAUUCUGAAGCACAACAAUGUCGUCCAAGUGGUAGAAUCAAAGGAAAGAAAGCUCCUCAAGGACAAUGUAACAAAGAGAAUGAUUCUGAUUGCUGCAAAAAUGGAAAAAUGUACACAACUUACGAAUGUUCUCCAUCAGUAUCUAGUCAUACCAAAGCAUAUCUCACUCUUAACAGUUUUCAAAAAGGUGGAGAUGGAGGCGGUCCAUCAGAAUGUGACAACAAGUAUCAUUCAGACGACACUCCAGUGGUUGCACUUUCCACCGGAUGGUUCAACAAUAAGAGUAGAUGCCUCAACAACAUUACUAUAACUGCUAAUGGUAGAAGCGUGGUGGCCAUGGUCGUUGAUGAGUGUGACUCCACAAUGGGAUGUGAUGAAGACCAUGAUUACCAACCUCCUUGUCAGAACAACAUUGUUGAUGCUUCUAAAGCAGUAUGGAAAGCCUUAAAUGUUCCUCAUGAACAAUGGGGUGGUCUUGACAUUACAUGGUCACAAAAUGCUUGAUAUUAUAUUGUAGAACUUCAGUGUUUAUAUGUUUGUGUUUCUAUCUUCUUAUUAAGUGAUGUUGUGAGCUUUUCUUUUCAUCAUACUUGUAUUUUGUAUAUGUUGUGACUUGUGACCAUUGUAGAUUAUGAAAAUGCAAUGCAUAUUUUAUUUAAAAACUCUCA